AUGUUCGUCGGUCGUUACCCUUACCAGGCCCCUCCUUCGGCUGGCGGGUCUGCGAGGACCUCCCGAGCUCCCAGCUCCGGAGCAAGCACCCGUCCACCAUCCAAUUCCGGCGCGCCCCGUCCACCGUCCAGUGCAGGCACCCGUCCACCGUCCAGCGCAGGCACCCGUCCAUCAUCCAACGCGGGUACCCGUCCACCAUCCAGUGCAGGCAACCGCCCACCGUCCAGUGCAGGUAUCCGCCCACCGUCAAGCAUGGGUUCUCGCCCACCAUCAAGAACCGACUUGCGGUCGCGAUCUCAGACUGCGGCUGUGCCUCAGGGGCCGGCGGGUCGCCCACUACCCACGACUUUUUCCCAACCUCGUCGUGUUCCCGAUGACGAUGAGCUCCUUGCAUCCAUCACUGCCGGCGUGCGCAGGGGCAGGGACGAGUUCGAGACCGAAUUCGACACAAGUUCGCUCAAGCUCAGCGGCCAGGACAUCAAGAGGUACAAGGUCAUGGCUGACAACAUCGCUGCGUCUGCAGACAUCGACAAGAGUAUCCUUUACAACUUCGUUGAGCUCGGCGACAUCGUCCCAAUGCUCAUGGACAUCCGAGCCCACCAAGAGGUGGCGACAAUGACCGAGCAGGACAAGAUCAAGAACGUCUGGGAGAAAAAGCUCCUUUCGAAGGACUUCAGGAGCAUGGUCACUGAGCGCCUGAUGGCUGCUUUCCUAUCCCCGCAGCUGACAGCAUAUCGGGUUAUGUUCACUAGUCAAGUAAUGAUCUUUGCGAGCCGGCACCCGGACGUCUUCGGCAUCGACCACACUGUCCUCGACGACCACCACUUGGAGAAGUCAUUCCAGAGGUUCAUCUCGAGCACCAGCGGAUCGGUUCGAGGGACGUUCAAAGAACGGGUGACUGACUCCCUCUUGAAAGAGUGGAGCCUUCUCGACCUCUCCAGUCAGCUCGCGGCGUCUGCUCAUCGCAUGCCAAUGGAUUCCUCUCAUUGGAGGAAAAUAGCUGCUGUCCGCGUCUUCACUCGUCAGUUCUACAUUGGUGUUGGCCACUAUGACAAGCCCCGGGCUCCCUCUUUGAAUCGGCUUUAUACUAUGAACAUCGCCCCUUUCCUCCACUACGACUUUUACCCCAUCAUUCAGCAGCAUCUUGGCCUCGACGUCCGCGCGGACGUGGCUGAUGCUGGCAGUGACGGGUCCCUUGCGUGCCUGGGUCAAAACCUCGACGACGAUGGCAUGCCUAUCAUCAUCGACACCACGCCCGAGCAGGACGACAACCUGGAGCCCGAGUCCCAGCCCUUGCCCGAGUCCGUGUUCCAGAACCCGCCUGAGCUCGACUCUCAGACCGAGCCCGAGUCUCAGACCGAGCCCGAGUCCCAACCCGAGCCCGAGUCCCAAACCGAGCCCGAGUCUCAAAUUGUGCCGGAGACCCAGUUCGACAGUUUCGACGACCGGUACCCGGUUAAUGGUGACGACACCGACUCGUUUUGGGACACCCACGAUGACAGCUCCAUGCCCACUGUGCUUCUCCCACUCCCACAGGUCCCUCCAUCUGGCUUUUUCCCCGUUCUUGGUCCUGACGGUAAACUGAUUCCAGCCCGCUGGUCGAUGAGGGAGUAUUGGGAGUACAUCGACCAUUCCUUCAAUAACCUUCGCAAGGUUGCUUUGGCCAAUGCCCGCAACCACCCAACACCAGGCUUGACGCUUGAGCGCGCUCGCGACGCCGAGCUCAAGAGGUUAAUGGGUCUCCUCAUGCAGGCCGACAUGGCUGACUUCCGAGGCACCAAUGAUGACAUCUCAAUGCGUGAUAUUGCUAUGGCUUCCGACGUCAUGGAAGCCGGCAGGAGUGUCGCCGUCCCCCAGUGGAUGAGCAUCAUCCAGCAAGACCUUCGUUGGGACUGA
Messenger RNA from Coniophora puteana RWD-64-598 SS2, 1896 nucleotides. RefSeq lists its product as uncharacterized. The record is from RefSeq and is a predicted model, not a curated record. Lineage: Eukaryota; Fungi; Basidiomycota; Agaricomycetes; Boletales; Coniophoraceae. The coding region runs from base 1 to 1896 and encodes 631 amino acids. The transcript is spliced from 7 exons.